This is a messenger RNA of Pelagomonas calceolata, 1534 nucleotides long. NCBI's taxonomy places the organism in Eukaryota, Pelagophyceae, Pelagomonadales, Pelagomonadaceae. The record is from the annotation of a GenBank genome assembly.
AUGGAGCCGGACCCGACGGAACUCAGCGCACCGCUGAACGACGACACAGAUGAUGACGAGUUAUAUGAGCGCUUACAGCGACGGCACGUCGUGAAGGAAAAGGCGACCUACGUGUGUUUAGUACUUUUUAUCAUGCUCCUAUUAGCGGCAGCCUUACCGGCCAUGCUCUAUUGGCUCGCAGCUUACAGAAAGGCCACGCCGGACAAGUUCCUGCUGCCCGUCUCAUUAAUCUUCGCGGGCAUCUCGAUCCCGAUUUCCAUACAUGGUAUCAGACAGCACCUCACGAAUUUCUGGCAGCCGGUCCUCCAAGUGUAUGUGGUGAGGAUUUUGUGGAUGGUGCCCGUCUAUGCGAUCUGUUCGUUGUGUGAGCUGGCUUUUUCCCUAGCGGCGAUCCACGGCGCGCCGGACAUGUUGAAAUUCGCGUCGAUCCCCGCGGCUCUCCGGGACUGCUACGAGGCCUACACGGUGCUGAACUUUUUUUAUUUUAUGUCGACUUAUCUAGAAGUCCACUUCGACGCGCCGCCUUAUAAAGUGCUCCAGAACGCGUUACGGACGGAGGACGUCGUGCCUGUCACACAUACUCCGAUAGUGACGCCGGACAUCUCCUACCCGAUUGUCUCGCAUCCUAUCAUGUCGCCCUACGUCUGGGCGCCCUGGCGGCUGGACACUUCCGACUUCUUCGACCAGUGCCGCUACGUCAUUUUACUCUAUGCGACGGUCGCCCCGUUGAAUGGUUUGGUCGACGUGUUGGGGAGCCUCGCGAGCUCGGACGACGCCUCGGUCACGGCCUGUGUGGAAAUCGAAUUUCGGGCGCCCCACGCCAUCGACGCGACGUUGUCGCCGUGACCGCGGCAGCUCGAUGGCGUACUGGUCGAUUUCCACACAGGUCACGGCGGCCCUGCUCUCGCCCAAGAACUGGCUCGACUUCGUGCAGUUCAACGUGGCGAACCACGCCAUCUACUGUCUGGUCUUGUUCUACUACGCGACGUGCAAAAAGUCGAACAUACUGGUGCCGGCGGAGCCCUUCUGGAAGUUUGUGGCAGUCAAGGGUUUAGUUUUUGGCACGUUCUUCCAGGAUCUGGGGAUCAGCGCCUACUUCCUCGCGCGUCCAGCAAAAGACCCCGCGGUGCAGUCGGCGAUCAAAGCCACAUUAAUGUGCGUCGAGAUGCUGCUUUUCGCGCUACUGCACGCCUGGGCCUUCCCCGCGGCGCAAUUCGGACGGGUGGCGGAGGGCUGGCUCGGGGCCUGGGGCGACUUCUACGAGGUGCAGCGGCGGGAGCGGCGGCUCUGGCGCCACCGGCGCGUCGGGCGGGCGCCGCCGGGCGUCGGCGUCGGCCGCGUGCUCUUCGACGUGUCCGACGUCCAUAGAGAGACGUCCCAGGUCGCGCGCGGCCUAGCAAGGCAGCCCCUCGAGCGGAUCGUGUCGCCGCUGGCGCGGGCCGUGCGGCCGAAGCGGGCGGCGUCGCCCGCGGCGGACGCGGACGCGGACGCGGCGCCGCCGGACGCAAGUCCGGACGCAGGGACCUUUGUGUAA